This is a messenger RNA of Planococcus citri (citrus mealybug), 5464 nucleotides long. Its product is annotated as nephrin-like. The record is from RefSeq and is a predicted model, not a curated record. Lineage: Eukaryota; Metazoa; Arthropoda; Insecta; Hemiptera; Pseudococcidae. Gene Ontology annotation, biological process: cell-cell adhesion. Gene Ontology annotation, cellular component: cell-cell junction; plasma membrane. Gene Ontology annotation, molecular function: cell adhesion molecule binding. The transcript has 20 exons. Bases 323 to 4060 code for a protein of 1245 amino acids.
UUUGUCUGCAGUAUUUCGUUUACUUGGUUAGGUGAAUGUAUUGCGUGUCGCGUGCGCUCGACGUAGUUAUUCAUGUGUUUUAAAAUCUUUCGUAAGUUUCGAAAAGUUGCAUUUAUGUACCUAUUUUUAUUAUUCGCGAAUCGUUCACGAAUUUAAUUUGUUUGUAUGUCAUUUUUAAAUCUGUUCGUAGUGUAUUUUAAAUACUCAUGUUUCGUCGGUGUUUUUGUUUUUUAAUUUCGGGUUCAUGCCGAAAAAUAGUGUAAUUAUUCGUUUGUGUUCCGCAGUUUUACGCUAUUAGUGAACGUAAACAUUCCCAUUAGCUAUGGCGGAAAAAGGAUUCAAAAAUGCACUUUCAUUCCUCUACAUCUUCAUUCCGAUGCUACUUCUUUCUAAAUCAGUCGUUUCUGUCAAACAACAAAGUUUUCGAGUAGAACCUCGGAAUACUCGAGUUCAAGAAGGAUCCGAAAUCACACUGGAAUGUGAAAUCAACAAUAGAGGCGGUGAAGUGCAGUGGACGAAAGAUGGUUUCGGAUUAGGAACUGGAGAAUCGUUGGUCGGAUUCCCUAGAUAUAUGAUGGUCGGUGAUAAAGAUAACGGCGUUUAUAAUUUGAGAAUACGCAACGUGAGCUUGGAUGACGAUGCCGAGUUCCAGUGCCAAGUGGGCCCGCUUCGUAAUCCGACCCAUGCACCUAUUCGAAGGAUAGCGAAUUUGACCGUUCUAUCUCCACCAGCGUCUAUCGAAAUGGUCGGCUAUAGACCAAAUUCGACCGUGGAAAUUCAUCAAAAUCAAGAAUUAGUUUUGGAAUGUUUGGUGAAGAAAUCUAAACCAGCGGCCAAAAUUGUUUGGUACCGGAAUUCCAACGAACUUAAAUUAGAAAACCGGGUUGAUAAAGUGAUGGAAUCGAAAGAAAGUCAUUCGAAGGCGAAGCUAUACGACGUGUCUAGUCGUAUUCGUUUGACACCGACAGCUGAAGAUGAUUAUAUUAAUUAUACUUGUGAGGCGCAGCAUGAAGCUUUGCCUUUGGAUAUGGCUCUCAAAGUUACCGUUCAACUUAGUGUUAUGUAUCCACCUGAACCUCCGUAUAUUGAAAGUUUUCCUAAAGGAGAUAAAUUCAACCGAGGUGAAAAAAUAGAAUUGAUAUGUAAAUCUCGUGGAGGAAAUCCGCCAGCUCAACUGGUAUGGUACAAAAAUGGAGAGCAAGUGCGUGAUACAGCUGAAUACCGUCAAAAUGGAAGAAUGUCAGAAAAUGUAUACGUAUUUACGGCGGAAAUGGAUGAUAAUAAAGCAAAAUACACUUGUGAAGCAUCCAGUGUUGUUGGUCCUACCCAUAUGAAAACAGAACUAAAUCUUACCGUACACUACGCACCUACACAAGUUACCAUUCUCGGUCCAACGGAAGCGAAAGUAGGAGAUUUAGUACAUCUGAACUGUACGACUGGAGUUAGCAAUCCGGCGGCGUCAAUAAAAUGGACGAUUGACGGACGUCAAGUUCAUAAUACGACGUACAAAUCGGAGGCUGAACCCCACAUCGGUUGGAUUAGUUCAUCGGUCAUUUCAAUACCUAUUACACCGGACAGAUCUAAUAUUAUCGUGAUAUGUCACGCUGUGAAUUCGUACGUGGAAGAAAACGUGGUGAAUACUCACACCAUUAACGUGUUAUAUCCUCCAGAGGCUCCUAUUAUUAGCGGAUAUACACCUGGCGAAUACAUCGAAUCUGGAACAGUGAAAACGUUAAAGUGCAAAUCAACCGGUGGAAAUCCAUUAGCGUCACUCAUGUGGUACAAGAACGAUAAAAAGAUUGAUAAGGUACCUGUCAAGUCUGAUAAAUCUACCGUGUAUUCGGAAUACAGCAUUUUCGUAAAUGCUACAGACAACGAAGCUAUUUAUAAAUGCGAAGCCUCUAAUCUCGCCACUGACAUUCCGUUAUUCAAAAUCGUUAAACUUAAUGUUUACUUCCCUCCUGAUACGGUGAAAAUAAAAAAAGAACCAAAGGUAUUACGAGCUGGUAGUGCGGCUAAGUUGAUUUGCGACGCAAGCUCUAGUAAUCCGGAGGCUGAUUUGACCUGGUGGAGAGAUGGUAUUCCAGUCACCGAAGGAAUCAGCAAAAUGAGUAAACCUGGAUUACACGGUGGAAACGUGACCACGAGUGAACUAUCUUUAAGUAUCACUCCCGAUAUGGAUAGAAGCGAAUAUAUUUGCCAAGCUGAAAAUACCGUGAUGAAGCGUAAAAUUCACGCCGAUGAUGUUUUAUCUGUUUUAUAUAAACCUAUUUUCAAUGAUUUGAACGAAACGUCAUUCAUUAACGUCGAAGGAGACGAUUUAGUAAUAAUGCUUCAAGCAAAUGCUCAACCUUCGGCUAUUUCCUAUACCUGGACUAGAAAUGGCGAACGUGUUUCAAAAUUUGAUGGCCCGGUGCUUAAUUUUACUCGAGUGGAUCGUAAGGAUAGUGGAUUUUACACCUGUGAAGCAAGUAAUAGCGAAGGAUCGGCUACGAUGAAUUUUACUAUUACCGUUCAAUACCCUGCUUCAGUUAGUGGUAUUUCAAACGAAGUAUUGGUGGAUGAAGGUGAGCACGCGGAAUUAUGGUGCACGGUAGAUGCUCUACCACUCAUUUCCGAUCAUAUUUCUUGGAGGAGGCCGGGAUUCCCAUUAGGAGAAAGAAGCGCGGUGGUCUAUAAAAAUAAUACGUCCUAUUUAACCGUACACGAUGUAACGAAAAAAGAUAUGGGACCUUUUUAUUGUGUUGCCGAUAAUGGUUUAGGAAACGAGACAAGUCAGCCGGCUUUGUUGAUCGUGAAACAUAAACCAGAAUUCGAUCAAUCUCCAGUGCUGCAAAGAGCUGCUAGUCGUCCAAAUGAAACUGGUAGGCUAAUUUGUAGAGCCUCCGGUGCGCCAAAAUUAACAUUUUCGUGGUCUAAAGAUAUGGCUUCGCCUAUUGCCAAUAAUACGAAUAAAUAUUCUGUUCAUUUCAACAAGCUCGAUGCGAUAACAUACGAAUCGAUUCUAUCAAUUCGAAACGUUGAACCGAAAGAUUACGGAUUUUAUCAAUGCAGCGCUCAUAACAGUAAAGGCUCCAAAACAACUAAAAUUAAUUUCACCACUCCUACUCACCCUGAUCCACCGCUAUCAAUGAAUGUUGUUAAUACUACCCAUGACACGAUAACAAUCGCUUGGACGCCUGGUUUUGAUGGAGGAGAACCGGCGAGAUAUAAAAUUCGAUACGCAGAAUCGCAUUCAACUACGCUAAAUUAUCGAUAUUCCGAAGUUGAUAGUAAUACUGUUCAAACGAUUACGGGGCUACAAUUAGGAACUCCUUACAUAAUUAGCGUGUUGGCGUAUAAUAGUUACGGAAAAAGCGAUUAUGCGAAAGGCGUUAAAGUCGUUACAUCAAGUGAAGCUCCUCCGUUUUUACCCAGCCUGAGUGAAGUAACAAGUAAUCGUGGAAGAAUGUCAUUGGUGGUUGGCGCGGUUGUGGCUUUAACUUUAAUUCUGUCGAACAUAUUGUUGUUGGUGUUUUGCUUGCUAAGACGGUCUAGGAAAGAAAUAGUUGCAGGAAAUAACGAGCAAAACAGUAACAAAUCGGGUACUAUUGAAAUGUACGCUCCGAGUAGUUAUAAUGAAACGAUGACUGGUGAAACACUAAGUUCAGUUUCGGAAAAGUCAGAAACAUAUUCAGAUUCGCGGCAAGAUUACGACGAAAAAAGGAAAAAUUGUGGUAACACAUAUAUGAUCGAACCAAUCGAUUACCCUUUCCAAUAUCCAGGAUAUGAUACCCAUCCCAAAGAUACGAGUAUAGGUCGACACAGAAAUCCUUACAUUAGUCAUAAUGGAACUGGAUAUCAAAGUGAGAAUUCAAGUCGUUACAGUAGUACAGCGGAUCCUCGUUAUGUUACAUAUCCUCCACCGGUUCAAUUUGCUCAACCAACUUUACCAUCAAAUGGUACAUUAAGAUGUGGUGCUGUGCCUCCUCCUGAUGUAACUGUGUUAACAGCUCCCCCUCCAAUUUCCAUGUCAACUUUCAACUAUGAUAGUUCAGAGACUGAAGGUCAUCUAGUUUGACAAGAACUUACUUAUCUCUGAAUUACUCUCAGAGAUAAUAUGCGCAUAAUCAGCAAUAAUUGUUUUCUAUUGUGAUAUUCUUCUUUUUAAUUUAUUUUUGUGAGUUCAUAUACUUACUUACUUUUUUUUUAUAAAUUAUUUUAAUGCUGUUGAAUGUGUUUCCUUUUAUAUGUUUUUAUUUCAGUGAAAAAAUUUAUGUUGUGAUUAAGUUGUUUUGUUAAUUUCAUUUGUUUGUUUGUUUUUAUUUUUCUCUCUUUGUACCUAUCGUUCGCGAGUACCUACUUUGUAAAUUGUUCUAGGUAUAUCUAUUUUAGUUUUGUAGGACUUUGUUGGAAACAGAAAUUGUCAGUAUUUUUCGAAUAUUCGAAUCCCCAUUGAUCAACCAUGGUCAUUUAUUAUGUAUCGAUAGAAUGUGCAUAGGUACCUUGUACUUUGUGUGCGUAGGUGCCUAGAUUACUACUUAUCUAGUUAUCUAUCUUACGUUUUUGUGUUCGUUUUUAAAACAAUUUUCACCAAUACAUUCCUGCAGAUCUAUUCCACAUAAAUUUAUUAGGUACUCAAAUAUGUAUCAUUUUGUUGGAUUAUUAUUAUUUUUUUCAACUUGCAUGAAAUUCGUUUGAUACGCGAUUAAAACAUUUCGAAAGUUUUAUUGAAAAAAAAAGAUAGUUACAAGCGAAGUUAUAUUGAACUGGUCCUUUGCUUUUUUUGUCAUCAUUGAGCUUGCUGUGUUGAACUCGAAUACUUAAUAUUUAUCGUAGUGUUGCAUUUCCCUUCUUUUUUCUCUUACUUUUCAUUUCUUUCAUUUCUUUUUUUUCGAAUGUAAAGUAGGUAACGCUCAAUUAUAUUCGUGAAAUUGUAAAUAUUGUACAUAUCUUUGUAUAGAUAAUUUUGUGAUGCAUCUCAUCUAGAUAAUUUUUCAAUUUAAAAAAAAGUAAAAUGUGAUUUAAAUAUUGUGUAAUCAUCCGUCUAAUUUUACUCUGCAUUUUUUUAUAUUUGUGUAUUUUAUUCUUACUUUUUUUUUACCCCCUGCUACAUUGUUUUCCUUCGAUCCCGCUCGCAUAGCUUUUACUAUAUUCCAUCGUAUUAUGAAUGAUAAGUAUUGUCAAUGAAAAAGUCUAGUCAAAUAUUAUUUUUAAAAAUGCAGUUGAAAGAUACUUUCCAUUUAUUAUUAAGGUUGACUAACCAUACCAACAUUUUGUUACUAGAGAAAUUCGCGCAAAUCAUUAUAAUAACAGAUUUAUAACAAUCAAUUCAACAUGGUUUUCUGUGAUCACAAUUAAGCGAAAAAAGAAAAAAAAUCGUUUUUCUUAAGUAUUAAUGAAUGUAAGCAAUAUCAUGAAUUAUUUUGUAAUUUUUUAUGUACGAAUCGGUGUAUUUGACCAAUAAAAUGUUUUAUUUUUCUAA